Molecule: messenger RNA, 1232 nt
Organism: Exophiala mesophila
Lineage: Eukaryota; Fungi; Ascomycota; Eurotiomycetes; Chaetothyriales; Herpotrichiellaceae
Exons: 2
Coding region: 34-942 (302 amino acids)
Source: RefSeq, a predicted model, not a curated record
CAGCACCGUGAUAAUUACGCCAUUCCCACGGGUAUGAGACGACUCCCACUUGGCCGCUGGCUGUCUGUUCGUACAUCUUUUAGCCCUUUUUUCUCUGGUUCUUCAAUACAUUCUUCACACAUCUUAACUCCCAGACCUGUUGACUUCUUCCCCAAAUCCUAUCCCAGUCGCGUCUUCUCCUCGACAGUGACUUGUUCAACCUCCAUCAUGGCAGACUACCUCUAUAUUGCGGAAACGCCCAAAGACGUCAAAGAAGCCAAGGGUCUACAUUUGAUCACCCAGAGUACUCCCAAUGGACAGGCCACUCAAAUCCUGCUAGAAGAACUCGCAGAUACCUAUGGCACGAAAUGGACUACCACCCUCAUCAACAUUUCUACCAACGAACAAAAGAAGGAGUGGUUCUUGCGCCUCAAUCCCAAUGGCCGGAUUCCCGUCCUGGUAGACAACAAUCAGUCGCCUCCUUUCCCUGUGAUCGAGACUUCUGCUCAGUUGUUGUACCUGCUCAAGGUGUACGACAAGGAAGACAAGUUUGGAUUCAAAGACGAAUUUGAACGAAGCCAGGCUCUUCAAUGGCUUUUCUUCUGGCACGGCGGCGGAGCUCCUUAUCAAGGCCAAGUCAACCAUUUCAGCCGAGCUGCCCCCGAGAAGAUUCCUUAUGCCAUUACACGUUUCAAGAAUGAAACCUUGAGAGUCUACGGUGUAUUGGAAAUUCAAUUGUCGGGCAUCUACACCGGCGGAACACCUCGCGAUUAUCUUGCUGGCGCCGGCAAGGGCAAGUACAGCAUUGCCGAUAUUAAAGCCUGGACCUGGGUCAAAAAUUGGGCCAAAUCCGGCUUUACUGAGGAAGAGGUCAAACCCUUCCCCCAUCUACUCAAGUGGAUCGAUCGCAUCGCCGAACGGCCUGCUGUGCAGCGAGGCAUUGGCGAAAAGUAUAAUCAGUAAGUCUAAGAUUGUCCAGUCGAGGUCGUCGAUGUGGAAGAGGGAUUCUGGUGGGUGGCUACGCAGGCGAGCGUUUGACAAUGUCGUCUAAAUGAAAGACGACUUUAACCUUAACUGAGAGGUUGUACAAUAUACGGCACGCGUGGCACCAGGAAAGGAACAUAUCCGGCUCUCCUUUCACGCAAGAUCAGUCGACUGACCUCCGGUGGAAGUGUGUACUACCUGAAGUGGAAGAAGUGAAGAAAAUUACAUAGAGCCUUCCGGCAGUUCUUGAUUCAACAAACAACUGCGCC